AUGUUCUUUCUACUGGUGGGGUUUUGGGAGGCCGAUGCCCGGUCAGUGACGGGAGAGGAGGGACACUCGGUCACAAUACAAUGCUCCCAUUCCAAUGCCUUCUCCAACGUCAAGUAUUUUUGCAAAGCUCCGUGCAGUAGUGAAGACGUCCUGAUAAAAAGCACAGGGUCGGACCAACACUCCCACAAGAAAUACAAAAUAAAAGAUGGAGGGAACGUUUUCAAUGUGACGAUUUCUGCUCUGGACAUGGACGACUCUGGAGAUUACUGGUGUGGGAUAGAAAGAGUUGGCGUUGACACAUACAGCAAAAUAACGCUCACAGUGGUGAGAGGGAGAUCGGUGUACAUUGGAGCGGGGCUUGGAAAGGAGAAAGGCCCAGUCCAUCAAACACUAUCCCAGGAUAGCUCCGUUCAGCACCGAAACCACACCGAGGCUCAGCCAGGAAUAGUUGACUCCACCAUCACAUCUGAGCCUUCCUCUGGGCCAGGAGACGUCUUCUACUCAACCAUCAGCUUCAUUAACGGCUCAGACUCUGCCGCCGUCCCAGCUCAAGCAAAAACAGCCACGUAUUCCGCUCUGAGGCACACGUCCACCGUCUACAGCAACCUCUGA
Menidia menidia (Atlantic silverside) is the source of this 612-nucleotide messenger RNA. The record is from the annotation of a GenBank genome assembly. Lineage: Eukaryota; Metazoa; Chordata; Actinopteri; Atheriniformes; Atherinopsidae.